Diversispora eburnea is the source of this 1509-nucleotide messenger RNA. NCBI's taxonomy places the organism in Eukaryota, Fungi, Glomeromycota, Glomeromycetes, Diversisporales, Diversisporaceae. The record is from the annotation of a GenBank genome assembly.
AUGGCAACUAAAAUUCCCACAGAAAUAUUAAUUAAAAUUUUAAAUAAUAAUGCCAAAUCAUCUCAUGAUUUAUAUUCAUCCUUAUUAGUUAAUCGAUUCUGGUGUAAAGUUACUAUACCGAUACUUUGGAAAUUACCUUUGGGUCAAAAAUAUCAUCAGGUGGGUCAGCCGUGGAAGCUAAAAUGGUCGGAGAAGGUGUGGAAGAAAGCAUUAUGUAUUCGAACCUAUAUAUCAUGUAUGGAUACUCAAGCUAGAACUUUACUCACUCAAAAUGGAUUUGAUUUAUCAUUAUCACCACCUCAAGCCACUUUUGAUUAUCCAUCGUUCACUCAUAAAUUUAGAUUUUAUAAUUUAGCAAAUUUUAUUUACUAUUCACGAAAAAUUAUUGGUUCAGAUAAUGCCAUCAUCAAAUCACGAUUAUUAUUUCGUGAGAUAUGUAAAUUAAUAAUAAAUCGUAGCACAUUUUUGAAUUCUUUUAAAAUUCAGAUAGUUCGCGAAUAUCAUUGUCAAGAAAUUCUAAAUAGUGAUUUAAUCAGUUCAAUUAUGAAGUUACCUGGUGUUCCGAAAGUAUUUAAGAAAUUAGAAACAUUUAUUUCGGCGACAAGAAGGCAUGAACUAACUACACCAGUAUAUGAAUCAUUUGCACUAAUUUGUGAUAAUAUUUUAAAUAUGAAUUUGACAUUUUAUUCAUAUUCUCAAGUGCAAUUAUUAGAAAAACUUAUUAGUGUCCAAAAACGGUUAGAAAAUCUAUCGAUUAUUAAUCAUAGUCGUAGGGAUAAUAAUUUUAAUUUUAAUUCAUUAUUAUGGGCUAUUAUCAGUCAAAAAGAAACCUUAAAGAGUCUUCGUUUAAAAUCAGUAAAUUUUUACCAUUUCAAGGGGAAAUCAUUACCAAUUGGACUUCAAGAACUUCAAAUUGAAUCGUGUUCAGGAUUGUACAAAUUGGAUUGCUUAAUUUUAGCUUCAUCAUUUACUCAAUUAAGUAGUUUUCGUUUGAGGCAUCGUUUUCAGCAUAGUUAUGGUGUGUAUCCUCAAGAAUUUAUUAUAAAAAUUCUCGAAACGGCCAAUAAAAAUUUAAAAAAUAUUUUUCUAGAGUCAAAUGGUAAAAUUCUAUCGGACAAUAUGCUUUCAGUAAUUUUAAAUUAUUGUACGAAGGUUACAAAAUUAACUUUACCAAGGUUAAAUCUUGAACAAGUUAUAGCAAUAUUUAAUAAUAAUUUUAACGAAUUAAGAAGCUUUUCAUUUAUUUAUGGAAAAGAAUCGGAUGCUAAUAAAUUAUUAUGCCAAAUAGCCGAAAGUAUACCCGAAUCACUUGAAACUAUUGAAAUUAGAAUGGGAAUAUUUAGUGGUGAUAGUUUAAGAAAAUUUUUUGAAGGGUGGUGUUGUAAUGGAGGUGGAGGAAAUAAAAAGAUGAUUGUACAACAUUCAGCAAUAAGUGAUGAACAUUGGAAAGUUAUUGAGGAAUAUCAAUAUCGAGUUCAAUUUGAAAUGUUGAAUUAUGGGUUUUAUUGA